ACUGACUGAGAGGCUGACGUGCACAAUGCCCCCUCCCUCCUCUUGGUAAUUGGAGCAUACGCACCAGCUGGCCUGGCCAGCCUGACUGACAGACAACAACAGUCCAAAGUGACUAAAGCAAAACUCAGCGUUACAAAGUUCCAACACGGAGAGGCAAAAGAAGACGUUUCAGAGGCUGGAUUAACCAAUUUGAGGAUCUGUUUGGAGAAAGAGGGGUAACCUUCAAAGAGGGGGUCAACAUGAAAAGUCUAGAGAUGUUCUUCCUGGCCUGUUGCAUGUGUAGCCUUAGCACUUUGGGAGGUGCUGCUGAAAUAGAGCAGACUCUGAUGAGAGAACUCUUUUCUGGAUACAACCUGAAGGUCCGACCAGCACGCACCCCAGAAGAAAGGGUGGUGGUCCGUGUGGGCAUGAUACUCUCUUCUUUUGUUGGACUGAAUAUGAAAAAUGAAGAAAUGAGCACUGUUGUUGUGAUGAAUCUGGAAUGGACAGACUACCGGUUGGCAUGGAAACCGAAGCAGUAUGAUGGGAUUGAGGUGUUACGUAUCCCCUCUGGGAAGAUGUGGCUUCCUGAUAUUGUCCUCAUUAACAACAAUAACGGAGUGUUUGAUGUGGCCCUGCAUGUCCAUGUCCAGGUUUACAGCAGUGGCAGGGUAACCUGGACACCCCCUGCUCUCUACUACAGCUCCUGUGGAGUCAAGGUCACAUAUUUCCCAUUUGACUGGCAGAACUGCACCAUGCAGUUCCGCUCCUACACAUAUGACUCAACAGAGAUUGACCUGCAGUACGCACUGGACUCAAGAGGCAAUGAAAUCCGGGAGAUCCAAUUAGAUGAGGCCUUCAGCGAGAGUGGUGAGUGGCACAUCAGACACAAGCCAAGCAGGAAGAACAUUAACGAUGACCUGUAUGAAGAUAUGACAUUUUACUUGAUCAUCGAGAGGAAACCUCUGUACUAUAUCAUCAACAUCAUCAUCCCGUGUAUCCUCAUCACCAUUAUUGCCAUCUUUAACUUCUACCUACCUCCUGAUGCAGGUGAGAAGAUGGGUCUGUCUAUUAAUGUGCUUCUGACCCUCACCGUCUUCCUCCUGCUGCUGGCUGAUAAGAUCCCUGAGACCUCACUGGGUGUCCCAAUCAUCGUCAACUACAUCAUGUUCACUAUGAUCCUGGUAACCUUCUCUGUCAUCCUGAGUGUGGUGGUCCUCAACCUGCACCACCGCUCCUCCAACACACACAAGAUGCCCAUGUGGGUUCGCAAGAUCUUCAUCCACAUGCUGCCCUCUUACCUGUGCAUGCUGCGACCGAAGGUGGAGACUCCCCUGUACCUUGAGGUCCUUCCCCGCCGGGAGAAAAAGAUGGUCGCCAUCAGCAAAGUUGCUGAUGAAUACUUCAUCAGAAAACCUGAUUCCUCCAUAUUGUUCCCCAAGCCUAAUAGAUUCCAGCCUGAUGGCAUGUGGACAGAUCUGAAAAAGUUCAUUGAUGGGCCCAGCACUUACCUUUCACUGCCGGACGAGCUCAAGUCAGCCAUGGAUGCAAUCACAUACAUCGCUGAGGCUCUUCAGGCUGAAAAAGACUAUGAAGCUUUAAAAGAGGACUGGCAGUAUGUGGCCAUGGUAGUGGACCGCAUGUUCCUGUGGAUCUUUGUUGUGUUCACUACCGUAGGAACUCUGGCCAUCUUUGCAGAGGCUAAGUGGCCGUUGGCUGGCCUUGGCGGUACUGGAAACGUGCAAAAAAAUGUUAUAACUGUCAUUGUGGGACAAAUGAAGAUGAAACCACCCACAAGUGUGAGGAUGAAUGCUCUUUUCAUCAUGUGCGGCUGUCUUUGUUUCACUUUAACAGGAGCCUCAGAGACAGAGCGAAAGCUCCAUCAGAAAUUAUUCCAGAACUACAACAUGAAAGUCAGACCAGCUCGUUACUGGGAAGACAAGGUGAUGGUUCGGGUGGGGAUGACCCUCUCCCAGCUUAAUGAAAAGAAUGGCGAGAUGACAACUAACGUUUUCAUGAAUCUGGCAUGGACGGACUACAGGUUAUCAUGGACACCUGCAGAAUAUGACAACAUUGAUGUUUUGAGAAUUCCUCCCAACAAGGUGUGGCGCCCUGACAUCUAUCUCAUUAACAAUAAUGACGGGCAGUUUGACGUGGCUUUGUACGUCAACGUGCUGGUUUACAGUGAUGGGACAAUCAACUGGCUUCCACCGGCCAUCUACCGCAGCUCCUGCUCCAUAGAGGUGGCAUAUUUCCCAUUUGACUGGCAGAACUGCAGCAUGGUUUUUCGCUCAUACACUUAUGAUGCCUCUGAGGUCGAUCUGCAGUACUUUCUGGAUGAUGACGGCAAAGAGAUCCAGGAGAUUGUCAUUGAUGAGAACGCUUUCACUGAAAAUGGAGAGUGGGCCAUCUGUCACAAGCCUUCAAGAAAGAAUGUAAAGGAUGACCUAUAUGAGGACAUCACAUUCUAUCUCAUCAUAGAGAGGAAGCCUCUUUUCUAUAUCAUCAACAUCAUCGUGCCCUGCAUCCUCACCAGUGUGUUAGCUAUAUUUGUCUUCUACCUGCCUCCCGGAGCAGGAGAGAAGAUGACUCUUUCCAUUUCUGUCCUCAUCGCUCUCACUGUCUUCAUGCUGCUGCUGGCUGACAAAGUUCCAGAGACGUCACUUGGCAUCCCAAUGAUCGUCAAUUAUGUCAUGUUCACCAUGAUCCUGGUUACGUUCUCUGUUAUCCUGGGCGUGGUCGUUCUCAACUUGCAUCACCGAACAUCCAGCACGCACAUCAUGCCAAACUGGGUUCGAAAGGUGUUCAUUGACAUCCUCCCAAAAUACAUUGGCAUGACGAGACCAAAGCAAGAGGAGCCUCUGUUGGAGGAGGAGUCUUCUGAAGACAGUUGCCCGAUUCAGGGUUUCAGUGGGCGACAGCCGGCAGGAGAGUACUUCAUUCGAAAGAUCAACCCUGAUCUUGUUUUACCGUGGCGAGGCAGGUGUGAAAGCACCGUGCAGCUCCAGCGGCUCCCGAACACUGACAGCUACUGUCUGAUCCUCCCCCCCAACCUGAAGUCAGCCAUCGCUGCCGUUACAUACAUGGCCGAGCAGCUGAAGAAGCAGGACACGGACGACACUAUGACGGGGGACUGGCAGUUCAUCGCCCUGGUGGUGGACCGUCUCUUCUUGUGGUUGUUUGUCAUCAUCACCACCCUGGGAACCCUGGCCAUGUUCUUGGAUGCCAGCUUCAACUACACACCUGACAACCCCUUCCCAUAGAGGACAAUACAAUACAAUACACCCCCACUCUCCCGCAGACAGAGCUCAACAUGUUCAGCACUCACCACUUCUAUUUAUUCCUGGGGCUUUUCACGGCCCCUAGAUGAUUCCCAUGAUCAAGUAUUCCACGUGGCUGUGAUUUUGUAAGGUCAGCUCUACCUAAAUAUGAAGGGCCCACACCUGACUUCCAGCUUGCAUCAUGAAAGAACCCACAUCUGAUUUAUUAAACAGUCAGUGGUUUGGAAUUAUAUGUAUAUUUUUUAUAAUGAAUUAAUCUGAUUUAAUACCACCAUCUGUGUUGAGUAUGUGUUUGACUCUCUGUUGCCCGCUGUGAUCCAGUUCCCCCCCCACUCAGUGGCUGUAGUGUAGAUUAUUGUUCAGUAGAUGGCAGUGACUUAAUGUCAAGUUACAAAGUUAACCGUUCAAAGAAGAGUUUUUAAAGAAGGCAUGAUCUUUUUGUCAACAUGUGUAACUAAAAGUUUAUUCUUCCUCUUUUUUUAAGCAUUUGUGAUUGGAGUUGACAUUCCUUUACCAUGAUUGUACUCUCCCAAAUUCUAAUGGAGUGUAUGUGUUUGAUUUUAACAACGUGAGGAAGUAAACAAACUGAAAUGCAAAGUAUAGCCUGAAUAAACUUUAAGGUAAAAACUUUAGUGGCUACAACAGUGGAUGCAAAGCGAUAGGGAAAAAGCCACUCUGUUGAAUUGUUACCCUCUUUAUAAGUUUAUCUGGCAUUUCACUGUUACAUUGGAGCUCAACAAUGUGAAGCAUGAAUGCUGCAGCGAAUGUGAAGCUGUGCUCAUUGAGCUCCAACCAUCUAAACAUGUUUCGGAACAGCAUGUAGCUUUUUCAAAGGGCAGAAAUUGUUGUUGAGAGGAAAAUGAAAAGAGUGAGUCCACAAGACCAAGCAAGAACACUAUACAUUGGA
This is a messenger RNA of Menidia menidia (Atlantic silverside), 4167 nucleotides long. The record is from the annotation of a GenBank genome assembly. Lineage: Eukaryota; Metazoa; Chordata; Actinopteri; Atheriniformes; Atherinopsidae.